CUCACUCCCCCUCCGUGCUCUCUUUCAAAUCAAAUCUUAAAAAAAUCCAAACACCACAAAAACACAAAGCCCAGAUUCAAGUCAGGUGCCUGACCCCACACUGUGCAGGAAGCUUGCUGCCUCUGGCCGUCAUCGUCCUGAGCAAACCAGCUCCGCUCUGUGCCCACCCCGGGAAAGUCUCAGGCCAACCCCAUGCUCCCUCGAGCUCCCUGCUGCACCUGUGGCCCCCCGGGUGUCAGGCGCGGGUGGGGUGGGUCAGUGGGAUCAAGACCAAACUUUACCCCUGAAGAGGGCGGCUGCCGCCACCAGAAAGCUGAGCCCUUGCCCCAGAGGGGCUUACAGAGGAGAGAGAAAAGUCAGGCUGGUCAGGAGCCCAAGCAGCACGGAGCAGAGCUGGGGUGGGAAAGGCGGGAGCGGUGCGUGGGUCCCCAGAGCUGCUUUGGCCUCCGACCUGGGUCCCGUCUGUCCAGCCCUCACGGAAGCCCCCCGCACACCUGGCCUGCAGAGCCGCUUCUGGUAACACACGGAGGCCAAGUGACCCGGCAUCUCAGCGACCCUCUGACGGCACUGCUGUCCCCAAAGGCUGCUCCCUCCCGCUUUAUCAGCUCUAGAACCUGAGCAGCCCGGCCAGCUCAGGGACUUUGGAGGGUGCAUUCACGUCCGGUAAAUCUCUGCAUCUGUCACAGCCCUUGCGCAGCCAUUGUUGCAAGGCCUUGCCCAGGCCCUGACGCGGGGCCCACAAAACAGGCACCAGCCCCGACCGGAGCCAGGAGACCUGCCAGCGUGCACGGAGGUAAGCGGGGCCCAACAGGUCCACUCUGCGGGGCUGGAGGGGAGAGCGUGGAAGGACCGGCUUCAAGGACGCGUGGGAAAUGGACAAGCCGCACGGACCCUCUGGCCUUUGGGAUCCUUGCUUGUGGCCCAGGUGCGAGGAUGAGGGACCUCACAGGCCAAGAAAGAACACCCCAAAAGGACAGGUGUUUGGUGCAGUGUAACGGGAACACAGGUGCGCACGGUCGGUGAAACAAAUCUCUCUGUCUCCCGCUUCCCCGCCCGCCUGCUUGGGCGGCUGCGGACCUGACCGGGGCCCUGUUUGGCACCUUUGGGACGGCGAUGCCGGGCUUCCAGGAUUCGUGUGAGGAUGCGGCCGGCGCGGCACAGAAGGUGCAGAGCUCAGCCCCUCCCACGGCAUCAGGCAGUCCGGAGAGCUUCUUAAGCACACAAGAUUCCUGGCAUCCCCCUAACUCAGGGCUCUUUGGGGUUGGAGCUUAGGAAUUAGGAUUUUAAGCAAGCACCUCAGAUGAUCAAUUAGAGUCCUCUAAGGAGAAGAAAUUAGAAUUAGAGUCAUCUAAGGAGAUGAAAACGUCAGUUCAAGGGCGGUUGGGGCAGGAAGCCGGCGUUCUCACGCGCGGCCACAAGGCGGCAGCAGGGAGGCCAGAAGCGGGCGUGGACGCGAGGGGCGGGGAGUGGGCGCACCUAGGAUACAGGCUGCAGGAGGCGGCGGGCCCUGGUGCCGCAGGGUCCCCCUGCCAGUUGGCCCGCUCCUGCCGAGUGCUCCCCUGAGGGCGCCUGUCUUGUUAUCAGGUCUUUGUGGGGACUUUGCCAGCACUGCUGUGACCCUGGCUGGGUGGGGGGUGGGGGGUGAAAACGUGUGCCACGUGAGUGAGAGGCAGCACGGGAGGUCACCUGCACUGGGCGGCUUCUCCAGGUACACUGGCGCUUGUUCAGAGCAGGGCUACCCAUCUCCCACUGCCAAGCUUGUGGUUCCAGGUGCUCUGCAAGGACCUGCACCUGCCCCCCCCCUUGCUCCCCAGCUUAAAAGGGUCGGGUCUGCGGCCAAACAGCAGGCAAAGGAUGCUGGGACCAGGCAGCUGCUGGUGGGAGCGGCCAAGAGGUCUCUGGACGCGGGAAGAGGAUUAGGUGACAGUCCCCUAACCCAGCCCGGAACUAACACCCCCGCCCGCCCUCCCUCCCACACCCCAGCCUGCCCCCUGAAGCCUGUCGGAGCUCAGAAUAACCCAAGGACCAGACGGGAUGGCAGGGGCUCUGCUGGGCGCGCUGCUCCUCCUGCGGCUCCUGGGUGCCAGUGAGGGGGAGAAUGAGGAGCUGCGUCUUUACCACCAUCUCUUCGACAACUAUGACCCCGAGUGCCGGCCUGUGAAGGAGCCUGAAGAGACGGUCACCAUCACCCUCAAGGUCACCCUGACCAACCUCAUCUCCCUUAACGAGAAAGAGGAGACCCUGACCACCAGCGUCUGGAUCGGAAUCGACUGGCAGGAUUACCGACUCAACUACAGCAAGGACGAUUUUGGGGGCGUGGAGACCCUGCGGGUGCCUUCAGAACUCGUCUGGCUCCCAGAGAUUGUGCUGGAAAACAACAUUGACGGCCAGUUCGGCGUGGCCUACGACGCCAACGUGCUGAUCUACGAGGGCGGCUACGUGAGCUGGCUGCCCCCUGCCAUCUACCGCAGCACCUGCGCCGUGGAGGUCACCUACUUCCCUUUCGACUGGCAGAACUGCUCGCUCGUCUUCCGCUCGCAGACCUACAAUGCGGAAGAGGUGGACUUCGUCUUCGCGGUGGACGACGAGGGCAAGACCAUCAGCAAGAUCGACAUCGACACCGAGGCAUACACAGAGAACGGCGAGUGGGCCAUCGACUUCUGCCCGGGGCUGAUCCGCCGCCUGGACGGCGCCUCCCCAGGCGGCCCGGGGGUGGUCGAUGUCAUCUACACGCUCAUCAUCCGCCGGAAGCCGCUCUUCUACGUCAUCAACAUCAUCGUGCCUUGCGUGCUCAUCUCGGGCCUGGUGCUGCUCGCCUACUUCCUGCCGGCGCAGGCCGGCGGCCAGAAGUGCACGGUGUCCAUCAACGUCCUGCUGGCCCAGACGGUCUUCCUGUUCCUGAUCGCGCAGAAGAUCCCAGAAACGUCGCUGAGCGUCCCGAUGCUGGGCAGGUACCUCAUCUUCGUCAUGGUGGUUGCCACGGUCAUCGUCAUGAACUGCGUCAUCGUGCUCAACGUGUCCCUGCGGACGCCCACCACGCACACCAUGUCCCCUCGGCUGCGCCACGUCCUGCUGGAGCUGCUGCCGCGCCUCCUGGGUUCGGGCGCGUCCCCCGAGGCUCCCCGGGCCACCUCACCGCCCAGGCGCGCUUCGUCUGUGGGCCUGCUGCUCCGGGCCGAGGAGCUGAUACUGAAAAAGCCGCGGAGCGAGCUCGUGUUUGAGGGGCAGAGGCACCGGCACGGGGUCUGGACCGAGCCUGGGCGCCGCCGCCCCCGAGGUCCGCUGCUGCGUGGACGCCGUGAACUUCGUGGCCGAGAGCACGCGGGACCAGGAGGCCUCCGGCGAGCUCGUGUCCGUCCCUCCCCAGGAGGUGUCCGACUGGGUGCGCAUGGGGAAGGCCCUGGACAACGUCUGCUUCUGGGCCGCCCUGGUGCUCUUCGGCGUGGGGUCCAGCCUCAUCUUCCUCGGGGGCUACUUGAACCGAGUGCCCGAGCUGCCCUACCCGCCGUGCAUGUAGACGGCGCCCCCCGCACCCGUUUCUGGAGGAAACCGAUUUUGAAAGCCGCGCUGCGGGCCCUUGCUGCGGUGCGGUCCUGUGCUCGCUGCGGCAAUAAAUCGGCGCUGUGCCAACUUUCCCGGCUGUGCGCGGGCUCGUGUGGCUGAGUGCGCGCACCUGUAGAGGUCUGCCCCGCCAGGGUCGGGGGCAGAGCACCGUCCUCCGGAAACCACUCGCCACUCUUGCAUCCAGCCUUGCCGACCCCCCAGUGUUUCUGAGAGCGUAGGCCCUCGUGACCCUCUCUCCAGCCCUGGGAGCUGCUGUCUUUAUCGGCAGAAAACGGCAGGACGGCCCUGGAAGCAGCUGGAACCUGGAAGCCGUGUGCCUCCCCUGGGGAGGGCGCAGGGCUCAGAUGCCCCGAAGGCCCUAGGGCUAAGGGCCCCUGGGCCACCCGCUCAUCCCAGGCCUGCUGGCUUAACCGGGCUGGUUUCCGGGACUGGGAGAGAAGACAGGGGCCCUGGAUGGUAGGAGCUGGUUGAAUUGUCUUUAUUAACAAACGGGAUAUCCAAGGCCACUACAUUGAGGGGGGGCGGGGCAGGGCUACUUGCUGCUCACACUAUAUACAGAGGCAAGCAAGGGGGUGCAGGGGGGAGCGAGAGCUCCCCACUCCCUCCCUCCACCAGGGAAGGACAGAGGCUAGAAAGAAAAGUGGUUGAAAAGGGGGAAAUGUUUUGGCUGGCGGGGGUACCCCCUCCAUUCCCUGGGGUUUGGGGGGAGGGGAAUCAUUAAAGUGCUUUCAGAAAAUGAGGAAAUGGUCCCUGCCCCUGGAGUGGCGGGCGACCCCCCUGAAACCUAGGGCCCAGUGACCCCCCCCAGGGUCUGGUACAUUCAAGGGGGGGAGCCGGCUCCCCUGACGUGCAAAUGAAGGGGCCCAGGGCCCUGCCCAGUCAGCAGCAGUGGGGUACGGGUGCCCGCCCCGAGCACUCUCCUCGGAAGUGGAGAAAAGGGGGGUGGGGCUCGGCCCUCUGGAUUCCUGGUAAGGGGAAGCCGUGCCUCUCCCUGGAAUUGGGACAGGCACAGUUUUGGGGAGAGAACAAACGGGGGGGGGGGGGG
Messenger RNA from Mustela erminea (ermine), 4609 nucleotides. RefSeq names its product cholinergic receptor nicotinic epsilon subunit (gene CHRNE). NCBI's taxonomy places the organism in Eukaryota, Metazoa, Chordata, Mammalia, Carnivora, Mustelidae. Gene Ontology annotation, biological process: monoatomic ion transmembrane transport; nervous system process; regulation of membrane potential. The transcript has 12 exons. Gene Ontology annotation, molecular function: transmembrane signaling receptor activity; acetylcholine-gated monoatomic cation-selective channel activity. Gene Ontology annotation, cellular component: neuron projection; postsynaptic membrane; synapse. Bases 2035 to 3663 code for a protein of 542 amino acids. The record is from RefSeq and is a predicted model, not a curated record.